UAUAUAUAAUAAGUCUAAGCUCACAAAUGACUUUCUUUGCGACAUAGAAGGCGAUUGAUCCUCGUCGCUAGAGCCCCCCUCAUUGGAAGUAUCGGCCGCCAGCUUUCCAAUGUGGCUCUCGCCAACAUGGCGACCGACCAGAAAAUGCAGCAGGCCGUCGCACCAGCUAGCAGCAACUACAAAGGCUUCGUAGCGGGUGUAUUUUCCGGGAUCGCCAAGCUGUCGGUCGGCCACCCCUUCGACACAAUCAAAGUCCGCCUCCAGACGACCGACGCAACACGCUUCAGCGGCCCUCUACAAUGCGUAGCCCAGACACUCCGCCACGAGGGCGUGCGAGGACUGUAUAAAGGCGCGACGCCUCCGUUAGUAGGAUGGAUAUUCAUGGAUUCUCUCAUGCUAGGCUCCCUGACGAUCUACCGCCGAUUGCUCGCGGAGCACCUCUUCGUGCCGAAGCUGCCUCUCACCACUGUGCCGAACAACUCAUCUCCCUACAACCCCGUAGCCCACCUCCCGUCUUUCGGCCACGGCAUAGCAGGCGUCAUGGCGGGGUCCACAGUCUCUUUCAUCGCGGCGCCAGUCGAGCACGUCAAGGCGCGCCUGCAGAUCCAGUACGCGGCGCACAAGGCGGAGAGGCUGUACUCGGGCCCCAUCGACUGCGUGCGCAAGAUCUACGGCGCCCACGGCGUGCGCGGCGUAUACAAGGGCUUAGGCGCCACCUUGAUCUUCCGGUCGUUCUUCUUCUUUUGGUGGGGUUCGUACGAUAUCUUAUCGCGGUUGCUGCACGAGCGGACGAGCCUGUCAGCACCGGCCGUCAAUUUCUGGGCUGGAGGCUUAAGCGCACAGAUGUUCUGGCUUACGAGUUAUCCUAGUGAUGUGGUCAAACAGCGCAUAAUGACGGACCCAAUGGGAGGAAAGCUGAAGGAUGGGACGCCGCAGUUUAAGAAUUGGUGGGAGGCUGCGCGCGCCGUGUACCGCGAAGGCGGUGCGAAAGGGUAUUGGAGGGGUUUCAUACCAUGCUUUUUGAGAGCAUUCCCUGCGAAUGCCAUGGCCUUGGUAGCAUUUGAGGGCGUUAUGAGAGCUUUACCAUAAGAGAAAUAUAGAUACAUAGACUAGACUUGAGAUUCCUGCACGGGAAAACAAUGUAUAUCAGUGUCAUAGGAGUCCACAGGGGUAAAAACGGUACAUAGUCACGUUAGAAAUAUCAAAUAUCAGGAAGAAUUUUGCUUGGAG
Messenger RNA from Xylaria bambusicola, 1230 nucleotides. RefSeq names its product carrier protein YMC2. The record is from RefSeq and is a predicted model, not a curated record. Gene Ontology annotation, biological process: transmembrane transport. The transcript has 2 exons. The coding region runs from base 127 to 1089 and encodes 320 amino acids. NCBI's taxonomy places the organism in Eukaryota, Fungi, Ascomycota, Sordariomycetes, Xylariales, Xylariaceae. Gene Ontology annotation, molecular function: transmembrane transporter activity.